CGGAAGAAGCAUCAAUAUACUAUCACGCGGUGCGGCGCUACUACGCUAUCCUCUCCUCUCUUGUCCCUAUUGCAUACACGCAAUUGGAUGCGCCGUUCGGCAAGUUCGUGGAUAGAACGAGCAUAUUUACCGAAGGGUUCUAUAAGAAUUGGAAGGUCAACACCAAUGUUGCUUUCUUCUUCAUGGAGAUGCCUGCGCCUCUUUGCUUCCUGUAUACAUGGACGUUAAGCCCUCUAUCUAAAACGGGCAGUCCCCCGCCUCUCAAGUCCCCAGCCGGUAUUCUCGUCGGCCUCUUCCUCAUUCACUAUUUCCACCGCGCCAUCCUGCAGCCCCUGUACUCCCCACGCCGCAGUCCUAGCCACAUCAUCGUCCCGAUCAUUGCGUUUGUGUACCAGACAGUAAACGGCAGCCUACUGGGCUGCUACUUUUCUUCCCGAGAGGUAGCAACGGACGCGUGGGACCAACCAGCGUUCUGGGCUUGGGUAGGCUUGUUCUUCGCUGGCAUGGUGGGCAAUAUAUACCACGACAAUCUUCUCAUCUCCCUCCGCCGGAACACACACCGAGCGGCCAAAGCGAAAGGUGAGAAGCCCCAUUACGGUAUUCCACGUGGAGGGCUUUUUGCUCUAAUCUCCUACCCGAACUACUUCUGCGAAUGGCUAGAAUGGGUUGGAUUCGCUAUGGCCAGCACCGUCGGCUCUCCCUUCCCGCCCAGCUACGUCACCCCGCCGUGGGUCUUCCUCCUCAGUGAGGUGUGUGUGAUGCUGCCGAGGGCGGUGAGCGGGCACGGAUGGUAUAAGCAGAAGUUUGAAGAUUAUCCAAAAGAACGAAAAGCAGUUAUUCCAUUCUUACUAUAAAGCGAUGUUACAUAUGUAUACCCAUCUGCAAAA
Messenger RNA from Dacryopinax primogenitus, 887 nucleotides. RefSeq lists its product as uncharacterized. The transcript is spliced from 3 exons. The coding region runs from base 183 to 854 and encodes 223 amino acids. Lineage: Eukaryota; Fungi; Basidiomycota; Dacrymycetes; Dacrymycetales; Dacrymycetaceae. The record is from RefSeq and is a predicted model, not a curated record. Gene Ontology annotation, biological process: lipid metabolic process. Gene Ontology annotation, molecular function: oxidoreductase activity, acting on the CH-CH group of donors.